AUGAAGUCUCACAUCGUAAGGGACCUGGUCCAUUACUCGUUAAGUGAAAGCAUACAUUCUAUCAGAUGUUGUGCUGAAGGAAAACAACUUCUAUUGGUGUACGAGUACUUGGAUAACAAUAGCCUUGCCCGUGCUUUAUUUGGUCCAGAAGAACAUCGUUUCCAAAUAGACUGGCCAACAAGGCAAAAAAUCUGCAUUGGGCUAGCAAAAGGCUUAGCUUUUCUACACGAAGAAUCAUCAUUAAAAAUUGUUCAUAGGGACAUCAAAGCAACAAAUGUACUUCUUGACAAGAAACUAAACCCAAAGAUCUCUGACUUUGGUCUGGCCAAACUUGACGAUGAGGAUAAAACACAUAUCAGCACUAGAAUUGCUGGAACCAUAGGAUAUAUGGCACCUGAAUAUGCACUAUGGGGCUACUUAACCUACAAAGCAGAUGUCUACAGCUUUGGAGUUGUUGCGUUAGAGAUUGUUGCUGGGAAGAACAAUAUGAAAUAUCGCCCCAAUGAGAAAUUUGUUUGCCUUCUAGAUUGGGCCCUUGUCCUAAAAAGGGAAGGAAAACUGAUGGAACUAGUAGAUGAAACAUUGAGUUCAGAUUUCAAGAAGGAUGAGGCUCUAAGGAUGAUAAACGUAGCCCUUCUAUGUACCAAUACAUCCCCAGCACUUAGGCCAACCAUGUCUGCAGUAGUCAGCAUUCUUGAAGAUCAUCUUGACCUUCCUGAGUUUAGCUUGGAAUCAAGAUCUCAUGAUGAUGAUGAUGAGCUCAAGUUUAAGAGACAAGUAUGACGAGAUGCGGAGCUUGAGUGAAAGUCAAACACUUACUCAUUCAUCCAACACUAUAAGAAGAGAGUGCUCUUCCACUACAUCUGAAUUGGGUUAAUAAAAUUCACAGUCUGAUCAAUACUGUGAAACAAAGAGCAACAGAUUUUAGUUUAGGACUAUAUAUGUUAUGUGAGGUAUAAAGCUUCCUCAAAAUGAUAGAAAGUGUUCAAAAUACGUGUAAUAGCCUAUACAGAUACUACUUUGGAGCAGACGCAAUUCCAAGCAAAUGGUAAACCUCUACUACUAA
Molecule: messenger RNA, 1066 nt
Organism: Solanum pennellii
Lineage: Eukaryota; Viridiplantae; Streptophyta; Magnoliopsida; Solanales; Solanaceae
Product: probable LRR receptor-like serine/threonine-protein kinase At1g53430
Exons: 5
Coding region: 1-783 (260 amino acids)
Biological process (GO): protein phosphorylation
Molecular function (GO): protein kinase activity; ATP binding
Source: RefSeq, a predicted model, not a curated record